This is a messenger RNA of Leopardus geoffroyi (Geoffroy's cat), 2273 nucleotides long. RefSeq names its product coiled-coil domain containing 38 (gene CCDC38). Bases 585 to 2273 code for a protein of 562 amino acids. Gene Ontology annotation, cellular component: centrosome. The record is from RefSeq and is a predicted model, not a curated record. Lineage: Eukaryota; Metazoa; Chordata; Mammalia; Carnivora; Felidae. The transcript has 16 exons.
UGUGUUUUUUUGGUCGCCCUCUUAUUUUCCGAGUAAAUGUGGAGACUGUUGUCCCUACUCUCCAGAUUAGGAAACUGAAGCUGGGUCACCGGGAGAGAGAAGGGUGGGCUUCGUCGAUCACGUGGCCAGGCGAGUCGCCGAGGGAGUCACCGAGGGGCAAGGGCGCCCAGAUGGGGCCGAAUAGGGGAAAACCUCUGCUCAGGGGCAGGUGCGGGAACCAGGCACAGAGAGCCGGAGGCGCAGUGUCGGGGAACCUCUGCCCAGCCGACUGGGACGCGACCGGCCGCAGGCAGAAGGAACCUGAGGAUGGGGAGGAGGGGGCUGCGGUGGGAGAGUUGCUCCUGGGUCCGCGCGGCCGAGAAGCCAGGUGGCGGGUGCCACGCACAAUUUUCGGUUGGCCAGCUCCGCUCCAGAUUCCCCUACCAGAAGGUCCCCGAGAUGAAGCGGGAUCCAGGCGAGGGAGGAUAGAGCCGAGCCUAGAGAAUCGAUUGGCGUUUCUGUCCUUCGUCCCGUUACUAACGCCUUCCUGAAGGAUAGGUUGGACCGGCUCCUGGAUCCAAACUCUUGGAGGGCCAGGAGACAAAAUGUCAUCAUAUUUUUUGCCGAUACCACUGACUCCUGAAGAUAAAGGAAAAGAAGGCUCAGUCAAAAAGGAAAGGCCAUAUAAGGUCUUUUUCAAAGAUCUCUUUCUUUUCAAAGAAAAUGAAGUGGCAGCAAAGAAAAAGGAAAAAUUUAUAAACCGCAGCAUGAGAGUCUACCAAAAGUCUACUUUUUCAUCUCGAAUGAAGAGUCGUUCACACCUGGGCCAAAGAGCAUUCUACUCUGACACACCUGGUGACUCAUUUGAAAAAUUUGGGCUAGAUCCCACUCUUAUUCUCAGAUUAACAGAAGGUGCAGACGCAAAAGGGACCAUUCAUGAAUUUAUUAAUGACCAGAGAGACAGGUUUCUGCUGGAGUAUGCUCUCUCAACCAAAAGAAAUACAAUUAAAAAGUUUGAAAAACUCAUAGCAGUGAAGGAACAGCAAGUCAUAAAAGCAGAAAAAAAGCUCCAAGAAGACGCCAUGGCCUUUGAAGAGUUCCUUCGAGAAAAUGACCAGAGAUCUGUAGACGCCCUUAAAAUUGCAGCACAGGAAACUAUAAACAAACUCCAAAUGACAGCAGAGCUAAAGAAAGCAAAUAUGGAGGUACAGGCAGUGAAAAGUGAGAUAGCAAAAACAGAAUUCCUCCUUAGAGAAUACACGAAAUAUGGAUUUUUUCUGCUGAAAUUGUCUCCAAAACACUGGCAAAUCCAGCAGGCGCUGAAAAAGGCACAGAUGACAAAAAGUAGAGAAAGUAUGAAUGUCACUCUUCCGGUAUUAACAAAAUUAAAUACAAAGAAAAAUGAGGGCAGUAUUGAGGAUUCCAGGAAGACAUCUUUUUCAGACGACAAUUCUAUGGGAAGAGGAAAACCCCGCAGGAAGACCUCCUUCACCCUAGAGAAUAAGAAAUCAUCCUUAUCAAAUCUCACUGAAAGUAUCAGUUCAGAAGAUAGUUUGGAAUUCUUUUUAGAUGAUGAUAUGGACUAUGAUCUGGAGCCAGAACUUUAUUUCAAAGAACCAGAAGAGUUACUUCAAGUCCUCACAGAGCUGGAAGAGCAGAAUCUAACUUUGGUACAAUAUUCCCAAGAUAUAGAUGAAAGUCUUGAAGAUAUAAAUAAAAGAGAAAAACUUAUACAGGAUAAAAUAAACAGCAACAUAGCAUUUCUUUUGGAGCACAAGGAAAUGCUCAAGGCUAACUGUGUGAGAGAAGAGGAAAAAGCUGCAGACCUGGAAUUAAGGUCCAGGCUAUUUAGUUUUGGAGAAUUUAAAUCAGAUGCUCAGGAAAAACUGAUAGAAUCUCUUAGUAAAAAAAUUAAUCAAGUAUACAAGGUCUGCAUUGGAGAUGCUGAUGUUGGCAGUCUCAACCCAGUUCAAAAGCUGGUAAAAGUAGAGUCUCGCCUGGUGGAAUUGAGUGAUCUCAUUGAAUCCAUUCCCAAAGAAAAUGUGGAGACAAUUGAGAGGAUAAAACAGAAAGAACGGCGGCAAAAGUUACGUGAAGAUAAAAUGAAAGAAAAACAAAGACACCAAGAGGAAAGGCUAAAAGCUGCUCUGGAAAGGGCAGUGGCACAACCAAAGAAAAAGCUGGGAAGAAGACUUACCUAUCGUUCAAAACCUCCAUCUGAGAACAAACAUGAACUACUUUUGGUCAAGGAUACAAGAACAAAAUCACUAGAGGAAGAAUAUUUUUUCACUUGA